AUGUCCGAAAAGCUGGACGUCGAUUGCCAGUCACCCACAAGCUCGCAUAGGUACCCCUCUUUUGGUUUUGCUGCAGGAUGGAUCCGAGCCGAGCGGCCUCCCUUCAUCUUCUCUCGUUCGCACGAAGCCGCAAGCGGAGCAGCUGAACCCCGCCUCCUCUCCGUGGUUCCUGUUCGCACGGGUACAGCCAAAGCAGCCGAAAUCCUCUCCCUCCUCCCUCGGUUCCCGGUUUGCACCAAGGUCCCCGCACCUUGUUCUUCUAUUUACUCCAGCCCAACCGAAUCAGCCAACUCUUCUUCCAAGCACACUUUUCUGUUAACUCCUGCUGCACCUGACGUUAGACCUCGCAUUCUGAGGUGGCCAACCAAUUAUAGGUUGAGUGCUGAGAAGAUUCAUGAAGACUUCAAGAGACUCGAUCAUAUUAAUGACAGAUUCUUAGAUUUGAGAGAAGAUGAAGUUCAGCUGCUCGCUAAUCCAGAUCAGGGACCACCGAGUCCUGCAAGACAACUCCGACACCAUGAAACUACGGUAGGACCAUCUUCAUCCAGAUCGUAUGCCAAGGGUAAAAUAAUUUCUAGUGAUAUUACCCCAGUAGCUGGGCAUACAACAGAGAAUCCUGAUUUCGGAGUCCUAUUUGAGAUGUUGAAAUCUCAGGAACAAGUCAGCUUAAAUAUACAAGAUAUAGUGACGGACAUGAAUAGACAGAUGAAUAUUGUGGUAGGAACAUUGUCCACCCUGACAGGUUUGGUACAGAGAUUAUUUGAAACCAGCAGCAGUGGAAGGAAGAGGAUAGUGAACCCUCCAGUAUCUCAAUACCAGUUCAAAAGAAGACGCAAAAAAAAUGAUAAUGUGGGUGUUGUUGAUCCUGUAAAUAUAGAUGUUCCCGGACAGGCUCAAGAGGCUGAAGAAACAAUAAGGGACGAACAAUGUACAAAUUUCUUGGGGGAUGAGACAAUUCAUGAAGACCCUAAAGAAGUUGAUCCUACAAAGGAUAUUACGCAUGUUCUUGAUCCUGUACAUACAAAUGUUCCCGGGCAGACCCAAGACGCUGAAGACACAAUAAGAGAAAUAGAAGACACAGAUUUGGGGGAUGAGACAAUCCAUGAAGACCCCAAAGAAGUCGAACGAGCAAUAAAGGGUGUUCUUGAAUCUGUCUCAUUCGAUUCCAGGGAUGGGAUCCCUCAUGGCAGCCCGUUGGGAGUAAUGUAUGAAUCAAAGCUUUGUACCUUCCUCUUUGGUGCUAUAAUAAAGUUGCUGGCCUCCUUUGCCGUGGAUGAUUUGAAACGUGGUUCAACUGGUUUGGGUUGGGAUCCGAUAAAGCGAAUCAUUGAUGCCUCGGAAGAGUGGUGGACAAAAAGGAUCGCGGUGGUGCCCGCAGCGAAAAAUUAUAAAACUUGUGGAAUUGAACCUGAUUUGGAGGAGAAGUUAGACCUGAUGUUCGGGGGUGUCGUCGCCACAAAAACGCCAAUUAAUGAGGUUGUGGCAACUUUAGAGCAGGAUCCGAGUAUUGCAGCAGAUGAUGAGCUUUACUACUUUCCUGUUGAGCUGCUUCAAGAUUCAUUUCAGAGAGAUUUUUUCACAGCAAUUGCCAAAGAGCGAAGGGUGUCGUAUCUACGACAUUUCUUUGAGCGCAGGAAAAUUUGA
Phalaenopsis equestris is the source of this 1644-nucleotide messenger RNA. RefSeq lists its product as uncharacterized. Lineage: Eukaryota; Viridiplantae; Streptophyta; Magnoliopsida; Asparagales; Orchidaceae. The coding region runs from base 1 to 1644 and encodes 547 amino acids. The record is from RefSeq and is a predicted model, not a curated record. The transcript is spliced from 9 exons.